AUGUCCACAUCAACACCCCAAGAACCUGCACCACUCCACGACCCCCGCGAAGCAGACUACGAACGCUUCAAAAAUUACGCCGCGUACACCUUCCUAAUUGCCUCGCCCGUACUCAUUGCCCUCCCACCCCGCAAAUUCGACCAUCUCACCGUCCUCCUGGCCAGCGCAUUCGCCAUCUCCGCAAACCACAUCACUCGCGACCGGACAGGUCGCAGUAUUGUCGAGCGCAUCGAGUCGCGCAUCGCUCGUCCUCACAUCUUGCGCGAACUCCCCAGUGAUCGGGCGGAGGAGAUUCAUGCGCGAUUACGCGCCGCGCGGGAUGCGCAAAUUCGGGAAGCGGAGCUGUCGGCGGCGGCGAGGAAGGGGGCUGUGAGCGAGGAGGUGGAAAAGUUGAAGGCGAGGCAGAUGCAGGAGCAAGGUGUGGUGUCGAGGGUGUGGUUGGGAGGGGAGGAGGAAGGGUGGAUGGAGAAGCGGUUGAGGAAGGAGAAGGAGGCGUUGGAGGAGGGAAAAGGGUAUGGAGAUUUGAUUUAUGAACAUAUUUGGGAGGUGUGGAAUUGGGGGAAGAAGGUGGAGGAUGAUGAGGAUGAUGAAUGA
Penicillium oxalicum is the source of this 594-nucleotide messenger RNA. RefSeq lists its product as uncharacterized. Lineage: Eukaryota; Fungi; Ascomycota; Eurotiomycetes; Eurotiales; Aspergillaceae. The record is from RefSeq and is a predicted model, not a curated record. The transcript has a single exon. Bases 1 to 594 code for a protein of 197 amino acids.